Messenger RNA from Pyrgilauda ruficollis (rufous-necked snowfinch), 2654 nucleotides. RefSeq names its product ubiquitin conjugating enzyme E2 Z (gene UBE2Z). Bases 34 to 885 code for a protein of 283 amino acids. The record is from RefSeq and is a predicted model, not a curated record. Lineage: Eukaryota; Metazoa; Chordata; Aves; Passeriformes; Passeridae. Gene Ontology annotation, biological process: negative regulation of apoptotic process. Gene Ontology annotation, molecular function: cysteine-type endopeptidase inhibitor activity; ubiquitin conjugating enzyme activity. Gene Ontology annotation, cellular component: nucleus. The transcript has 6 exons.
ACCGGCGUGGCCCCCGGCAGCGGCGGCGCCCCGAUGGCGGCGGCGGCGGCGGGGGCCGCGCUCCUCACGCACUCCGCCUUCUGGGACCCCACGGUCAGCGGCGACUGGGACAGCGAGCGGCCCAGCCCGGCCUGCCUGCUGCGGAUCAAACGGGAUAUCAUGUCCAUCUACAAGGAGCCGCCCCCGGGGAUGUUCGUGGUGCCUGACCCCCACGACAUGACCAAGAUCCACGCGCUGAUCACGGGCCCGUUCGACACCCCCUACGAGGGCGGCUUCUUCCUGUUCCUGUUCCGCUGCCCCCCGGACUACCCCAUCCACCCGCCCCGCGUCAAGCUCAUGACCACGGGCAACAACACCGUGCGCUUCAACCCCAACUUCUACCGCAACGGCAAGGUCUGCCUCAGCAUCCUGGGCACGUGGACAGGCCCGGCCUGGAGCCCGGCGCAGAGCAUCUCGUCAGUGCUGAUCUCCAUCCAGUCCCUGAUGACCGAGAACCCGUACCACAACGAGCCCGGCUUCGAGCAGGUGAGAGCCCCAGGGGACAGCCAGGCCGUGCCAGCAGGAGCGGGGUGGCACAGCCGUGUCCCCACGGGCCGUGGUGACCAUGUCCCCUCUGUCCCCAGCGGCGUGAUGGAGAAAUCCUUCAUGGAGUACCUGGACUUCUACGAGGGCGUGUGCAAGGAGAGGCUGCACCUGCAGGGCCAGACCAUGCAGGACCCUUUUGGGGAGAAGCGCGGCCACUUCGACUACCAGGCGCUGCUGGGGCGGCUGCAGGCGCUGCGGGCGCGGCUGCAGGAGCGGCAGCAGCAGGACAGCGCCGACAUGGACUCGGAGAGCAGCUCCUCGGAGCCCGAGCCCGAGCCCCAGGGCUGCCCCAAGGCCUAGCAGGGCCCGGCCCGGCCCGGGACUGCAGCACAGCCAGGCCGGGGCGGGGAGAGCCGCGCUCCUCCCUCCCUCCCUCCCUCCCUCCCCGACCGCCAGGAGAGUUCCCCGAGGAUUCCCCGAGGAGAAUUCCCAAAAAAGAGACAAAGCCCAGCUCGGGACAGGCUCCUCUUGGACAAAGGUACUUCCUGGCAUGUGGCAUCAGGUUGUUUUUUGGGGUUUUUUUGGAGAACGCCUACACUGGUUGGGGAUUUUUUUUUUUUUUGGGGUUUUUUUUUUUUUUUUUUUUUUUUUUGGUUUUUUUCCAGGUUUUUUUUUUUUUUUUUUCCUCCGGGGGAUUAAAGAAUGAGCUCUAGACUGCAAAUCCUCGAGAGCUUUUCUGCUCCUGGGUAGGGAGGGAGCCCUUCCCUGGAGCUGUGGGAGAGCUUGGAUAACCCAGGGUGUGUCCAGCUGGAAUUUGGGAGAGCUGGGGCCUCCCUGGUGUCUUUCUUCUAGGCAGACCAAAGAUAAAGGAAUUCUCACUGCUGGAAUUGGGGCUCCAUCCCCAAAGCUUUACUCGAGCCCUGGGGCACUUUGGAGACUUCAUGUGGAAAGUGGGAACUGCAGGAAUCCGUGGAUUUGUUCACCCUGGAGGUUUGGGGAAGGGAGGCUGAGGAGCAGUGCGUGGCUCAGGGAGGAGGGCAGCGCUCACAGAUCAGUUUGUUGAUUCCUGAUUCUCACUUGAGCCUUUGAGGAGGGGUUUUUGUUCUGGUGGAGCUGUUCUUUCCUCACCUGGAAUCCUCUGUGUCCCACCUCGGGGCGGUGUCACCUUCCCUGUCCCCUCCCUCCCCGCUGCCGCCCCACGGAGACGCCGGAGGGAGGGACAAUCCCUGCUGGACUCGGGGACAAACUCUUUGCCAAACCUUGUAAAAUCCUGCGGUUUUGGGAGCGCUGAGAGCGGGGGCUGUGCUGUGGGUGACACCGAGAGGUGGCAGUGCCACCCCGGGCUGGAGGUGACAAUUCCCCCUGGAGCAGGGACACGGAAUGUCCCCACCAGGCUGGCCCCAGAUCGGAUCCUGCUGGAGCUGGGAGCUCUUCCCAGCCUGGAUCCGCAUCCCGAGGGACUGGGGAUUGCAGCAGGAAGGUGGGAAAUGGGGAUUCCUGGUGGGAAAUGGGGAAUUUUCCUGGUAGGAAAUGGGGAUUCCUGGUGGGAAAUGGGGAAAUUUCCCUGGUGGGAAAUGGGAAUUUCCCUGGUAGGAAAUGGGAAUUUUCCUGGUGGGAAAUGGGGAAAUUGCCCAGGUGGAAAAUGGGAAUUUCCCAGGUAGGAAAUGCGGAAUUUCCCAGGUGGAAAAUGGGGAAUUUCUGUGCUUUUCCCAAAAACCUCGGGAAUUGUUUCCCCUUUCUUCACCCAAAUCCUGGGGCCGGUUCGGGUUUAACCCUUGAGGGGAGGCCGAGCUGCCACCUCCCCUCUGUCACUUUGUCACCUCCGUCACCCGGGGGCUUUUCCAGCUUUUCCAGGGCUGGGAAUCGCCCGCGUCCCCUGGGGCUGUCCCAGCUGCAGGGACAAUCCUCCAGCCACUGCUGCAGGCACAGACCUUUUAGCAAACGGAAUUUUAGAGGCUGGAACAGCUGGAAACAAAAAAUUCCCGCUCGGAGACCCCCGGUGGUUUCUGUUGUACAGAAGAUUUCCGUUCUUUUUUUGGUUUGGGUUUAUUUUUUGGGGGGUGUGUUUCCUUUUUUUGGGUUUUUUUUUUGGUUUUUCCUUUGUGCAAUAAAGUUUUGUUUUGGCAGAA